Messenger RNA from Lotus japonicus, 1543 nucleotides. RefSeq names its product probable receptor-like protein kinase At2g39360. Gene Ontology annotation, molecular function: ATP binding; protein kinase activity. NCBI's taxonomy places the organism in Eukaryota, Viridiplantae, Streptophyta, Magnoliopsida, Fabales, Fabaceae. The record is from RefSeq and is a predicted model, not a curated record. Gene Ontology annotation, biological process: protein phosphorylation. Bases 191 to 1345 code for a protein of 384 amino acids. The transcript has 3 exons.
UUAUAAUUAUUAUUUUUUCUCACACCUUUUUUCCCCUCCACACCAUGUAGAUAAGCUUCUGAAAGUUAUUUAUUGCGGCCUUGCGGGUAGUAAGCACCAAACAAGCAGCAACGGAUUCUUCUUCUUCAGCAAAUUCAGGUAAAGAUAGCUGUGAUUAUUGUAGUGUAGUGAGGUAUUGGAAGAGACAUUCAUGAUUAGAAGAAUGGCUCUCCAGUGUUUCUGUUUUGGUUGUUCGAAGAAGCACUCAAGUUCAUCUAAGAGGCCUUACCAAACAACAGUACUAGAAGAGUUAUUCCAUCAUUUUUCUCUCGCUGAUUUAAGGAAAGCAACCAAUAACUUCCAUGAAAAUAAUUUAAUUGGAAGAGGAGGCUUUGGCAAAGUUUAUGAAGGUUGUCUUCAACUUGAUCAUGUUGCUACAGCAGUAGUAGCAGUGAAGGUAAAGAGUAUACAUAUAUAUUAUAAGCCGAAGGAGUUCAAGAACGAAAUUGAGUUGCUCUGCCAACUCCGUCAUCCUAAUUUGAUAUCUCUGAUCGGAUUCUGCGUCCAUAAAGACAAGGAGAUUAUCGUGUACGAGUACAUGUCCAAUGGUUCCCUCGCUGAUCGCCUAUUCGAAAGCGAUGCAAGGGAACCACUGUCAUGGAAGAAGAGGCUUGAGAUCUGCAUAGGAGUAGCGCGUGGGUUGCACUACCUUCACUCGGGACUCAAACGCACCAUCAUUCACCGUAACAUCAAACCCGCUAACAUUCUUUUGGAUGACAACAUGGAACCUAAAAUCUCUGAUCUCGGGAUUUCUGUACAGGGAGCGUUGUUCACAGAAAAACCAAAACCAAUUCAAGUACGAGCAAAAGAAACCUUUACAGGCUUUUCCGGUCCACUCGAUUACAUCUCCCCUGAACAUUUAUACCAAGGCACCGUGACGGAUAAAUGCGAUGUUUAUUCAUUUGGUAUUGUUCUAUUAGAAGUGGUAUCUGGAAAGCCGGUUAAUGCCAUUAGGAAUGAGAUGCCUGGUUCCCAGCAGCCACCAAAUGAAGAAAUAGAAAUGUCUAAUAAUGGUUCAGAAUCUUCUUCAGAUGAUGAUCAUAUUUCUAUGUAUUGGGAUUCUUACAUUAUGCUAAGGCUUCGAGCAGAGGACAUUGAUCCGGCUCUGGUAGGAAAUAUUGCACCACAAUGUUAUGCAGCAUACAUCGAUAUCAUUGACAGGUGCUUGAAGGAUGAACCAAAUGAACGACCAAUAAUGGGCGAAGUGGAGGUGCUACUUGAGCAUGCGCUGACUUUGCAACUGGAAGCAGAUGCCACAGAUACUAGUGAUCAUGAUUACCUCUCAUUAUUCACCACCAUUACCUAACCACAACAACCACAGAUGCCAAUUUCAGCUUAGAACAUGUUGAUGCCUUGUUGGUUUGGCUGUCUCAUAUCAGAUCAUGUUAUUUUUUGUACUUAUCACAUGACUUUUUCGUGUGUUGUUAGCAAAAUUGCUUAAUCAUGUAUGUUGCUGAAGCCUUUAAUUUUAGUUCAAAUGGAAAUAUUAUUGUUCCUUUCCAAA